Messenger RNA from Sapajus apella (tufted capuchin), 2013 nucleotides. It is a transcript of the gene CLDN14, whose product is annotated as claudin 14. Gene Ontology annotation, molecular function: structural molecule activity. The transcript has a single exon. Lineage: Eukaryota; Metazoa; Chordata; Mammalia; Primates; Cebidae. The record is from RefSeq and is a predicted model, not a curated record. Gene Ontology annotation, cellular component: plasma membrane; bicellular tight junction. The coding region runs from base 948 to 1667 and encodes 239 amino acids. Gene Ontology annotation, biological process: cell adhesion; bicellular tight junction assembly.
UCUUAGUGUCUUCUAUAUGCCUGGCCCUACAUGGGUGCUGGGUCCUUGUCCCCAAAAAGUGUCCUGGAUUUUGGUAUGCUAAGAAUUCUUUAAAAGACUUUGAAAGGGCUCGACAUUCCCAUAUCCCUGAAAGCCAGGUAGCAGCCUCUGUCUUGUAACAAGGUCACCCUCAGACAGCCCUCGCCAAUGACAAUUGGACAUAGCAAAUGGGGAGCGUGGUGGGAGCGGAGGUCUGUGCUGGAGAGAAGGGAUGCUGGCCCGUGGUCCUACCACGGCUCCCGAAGAGCCGUGACCUUGGAAAUUCCUGCCCCAGCAUCAGCUGACAACCUCUAGGUCACAUCCAGCUCUGGAAUUCUGAAGGCAGCAUCUGACCUGCCUAGGGAACUAAACCUCUCCCUGGCUGAGCAUGUGGGUGGGGAAGCUGCCCGCUUCAGAAAACCCCUCAUCCUGACAACCACGCAGGGCCGUUUUCUAAGUCGCAGCUGGAACACACCUUAGCACCGUCAGUCCAAGGUGCAAAUAGAGCGUGUUGAUUUAACAACGUUAUUCCUGAUUACUGAUGAACAGAAGGACAGGAGAUUCCAGUGCAGCAGCAGUGCUUAAGGGUAGACAUAAGCAGAACUUCCCGCAGGCGCUAAAGCCCUUCCCUGAGGCCAGCAUCCGGCUGUCACCCUUCAGAUCCUGCCUUUCCAGGAAAGCAGGUAUUCUCCCACCCAGUGACGUCUCAGAAACUAUUUUUGAGAACAUGCUAAUUGCCACACCAACUGCCUAUGGAAAACUCGGUUUCGGUGACAGAAAUAAGUACACGAGAUAAUCUUUAACCCGUUUCCUUUCUCUCCCCACUCCCGCCUCGCUCGGCUUCAUUAGGGUUCCCGCCGGUGCCUGAGGAGCGGCACGACCCCGAGGGCCCAGGGAGUUGCCCGGCUGGCCUAGGCAGGCAGCUGACCAUGGCCAGCGCGGCCGUGCAGCUCCUCGGCUUCCUGCUCAGCUUCCUGGGCAUGGUGGGCACGCUGAUCACCACCAUCCUGCCACACUGGAGGAGGACGGCGCACGUGGGCACCAACAUCCUCACGGCUGUGUCCUACCUGAAGGGGCUCUGGAUGGAGUGCGUGUGGCACAGCACAGGCAUCUACCAGUGCCAGGUCUACCGCUCCCUGCUGGCGCUGCCCCAAGACCUUCAGGCUGCCCGUGCCCUCAUGGUCAUCUCCUGCCUGCUCUCGGGCAUGGCCUGCGCCUGUGCCGUCAUCGGGAUGAAGUGCACACGCUGCGCCAAGGGCACGCCUGCCAAGACCACCUUUGCCAUCCUCGGCGGUGCCCUCUUCAUCCUGGCUGGCCUCCUGUGCAUGGUGGCCGUCUCCUGGACCACCAACGAUGUGGUGCAGAACUUCUACAACCCGCUGCUCCCCAGCAGCAUGAAGUUCGAGAUCGGCCAGGCCCUGUACCUGGGCUUCAUCUCCUCGUCCCUCUCGCUCAUCGGUGGCACCCUGCUUUGCCUGUCCUGCCAGGACGAGGCACCCUACCGGCCCUACCAGGCCCAGCCCAGGGCCACCACAGCCACCGCGACCACCGCCCCCGCCUACCAGCCACCAGCUGCCUACAAAGACAACCGGGCCCCCUCAGUGACCUCAGCCACCCACAGCGGGUACAGGCUGAACGACUACGUGUGAGUCCCCAGGGCUGGCUUCUUCCCACGGCCGCUGCAGGCUGGGUCCCCUGUGGGAGUGUCAAUGGAGGCAGGGGUUCCAGCACAAAAGUGACUUCUGGGCGAUUUUUGUAUUCAAGGAAAUAAUGUGAACGCAAGGAAGUGUCUUUAGAGCGCAGGGACAGAGGGGAAAUAAGAGGAGGAGAAAGCGCUCUUACCAAAGACUGAAAAAAAUCCCAUUUUUGUAUUUAUUAUAUGUAUUUAUGUGGGUGAUUUGAUAACAAGUUUAAUACAAAGUCACUUGGGAGUUUGGUCAGUGGGGUUGGUUUGUGAUCUAGGAAUAAACCCUGUGGACAUGGCUGUUUAUGAAA